Messenger RNA from Hydra vulgaris (swiftwater hydra), 1156 nucleotides. Its product is annotated as ribosome biogenesis protein NSA2 homolog. Gene Ontology annotation, cellular component: preribosome, large subunit precursor; nucleolus. NCBI's taxonomy places the organism in Eukaryota, Metazoa, Cnidaria, Hydrozoa, Anthoathecata, Hydridae. Gene Ontology annotation, biological process: maturation of 5.8S rRNA; maturation of LSU-rRNA. The record is from RefSeq and is a predicted model, not a curated record.
CUAAAAAAAAUUAAUAAUAAUUUUUAAAGUUACUCGGUAUUGUUUAUCAGUUAUUUAACAAUCCACAUAAUCUCGAUUGUUCAGCUAUAAAAUCUUGUAAAUGAGGGGUACUUAACAAACAGCAUAAGUACUAAUACAAAAAUAGAAAAUGCCUCAAAAUGAACAUAUUGAAUUAUCUAUCAAGAGGCAUGGAAGACAAUUGGAUUACCAUGAAAAGCGCCGGAAGAAAGAAGGAAGAGAACCCCACAAGUUAGCUUUAAAAGCAAAAAAGUUAAUUGGUCUAAAAGCAAAAAUUUACAAUAAAAAAAGACAUGCAGAGAAAGUGCAGCUCAAAAAAACAUUAAAAAUGCACGAAGAGAAAAAAACAAAGACAAAAGAUACAAGCAAAACUCCUGAAGGUGCGGUUCCUGCAUAUUUACUUGACCGUGAGGGACAAACUCGAGCAAAGGUUUUAAGUAACAUGAUUAAACAGAAACGGAAAGAGAAAGCGGGUAAAUGGGAUGUUCCAUUACCAAAAGUGAAAGCCAUAGGAGAAGAUGAAGUCUUUAGAGUUGUAAGAACAGGAAAAUCCAAACGUAAAUGCUGGAAGAGAAUGGUUACUAAAGUUACUUAUGUUGGUGAUGAGUUUACAAGAAAGCCUCCAAAGUUUGAAAGGUUCAUUAGACCUAUGGGUUUACGAUUUAAGAAAGCCCAUGUGACACAUCCUGAGUUAAAAGCAACGUUUUGUUUGCCUAUUAUUGGUGUUAAAAAAAAUCCCCAAUCCCCAAUGUACACAUCACUUGGUGUAAUAACAAAAGGAACAGUUAUUGAGGUUAAUGUUAGUGAGUUGGGGUUGGUAACACAAGGUGGCAAAGUUGUCUGGGGCAAAUAUGCGCAGGUUACCAAUAACCCUGAAAAUGAUGGUUGCAUCAAUGCGGUUCUGCUUGUGUAACAUUCACGUUUCUGCAGCUCAUAUAUCGGGAGAACGAAAAUUGAUAAAGGAUUAAUAUAAAGAAACGUAAGAGGGUGAAAAGUUCCUAUUGGCCAAAUGAAUUUUGAAAUACAAUGUGCCGUUCACGUAUUAGCUAACUCGUGAGUUUCCAUGCAAGAAAAUUAUGACUGGAAAAAAAGCAUAAAAAGCUAUAGUUUAUUUUUUCAUUAUACUUUUGACCUUUUA